GUCCCAACAAGAUGGCAGUUACCCUCCAGGCCCUGCGCGAAGAGGUGGAGAAGCGAGCCGACACGCUCAGCCCCCGAAGUCCGGGGCACGGUGUGCGAAGCGAGCACGACGUAAUUCCGGGGACGCCUCGAAAGGCCGCACCACAGCCAGCGUCUCCACCGAAGGCUGGUGCCUUCAGGCGCCGUGCCAUCAAGCCCUCCGAGUUCCGUCGCUUCUACGACCGUGGAGACCUGCCCAUUCAGGUUCAGCACACUGGCACGCAAAACAAGAUUGCGUGGAAAGUGGACAUUGAGAAACUGGACUACCACCACUACCUGCCGAUUUUCUUCGAUGGGCUGCGAGAAAAGGAAGAUCCUUACAGAUUCCUCGCGGUCGAGGGGGUCUUCAACCUGCUCGAGCGUGGGGGCAGUAAGAUCUUGCCUGUCGUCCCGCAGCUGAUCAUGCCGAUCAAGAUGGCCUUGAACACCCGGGAUGCGGAGGUCAUCAACACCACCCUGAAGGUGCUGCAGGCGUUGGUUCUGUCAGGCGAGAUGAUUGGUGAAGCCUUGGUUCCGUACUAUCGCCAGAUCCUCCCCAUCUUCAGCAUUUUCAAGCAGUGCUGUCCAAGCACUUUCGAUCAGAUCGACUAUGCGCAGCGCAAGCGCAACAACCUCGGAGAGCUGAUCGACGAGACUUUAGAGAUCUUCGAAAUCCACGGCGGCGAG
Messenger RNA from Symbiodinium sp. CCMP2592, 704 nucleotides. Lineage: Eukaryota; Dinophyceae; Suessiales; Symbiodiniaceae. The record is from the annotation of a GenBank genome assembly.